AUGUUUGAGAGAUUAAACAAACUUUAUUAUUAUUGUUUGUGUUUCAGAGAAGAGAUGAUCAAGCUUACAGCUCAGUAUCAGUAUGAAGACAAUCAGGUUGGAGAUGAAGAUGCCUUCGCAAGAGAGCCCUUCAUCCUGCGCUUCUGCUGUCCCUCCACAGUUGUAAAAGACCUGGUCCUGAUUCCGGUCCACACCAAGCCAGAAGACUCAGUAAAGGAACUUGAUGAGCUUUACGAUGUGGUCAAUGCUGUCAGACAGUGGAAAACAAAUAAUAUCAUGAUAUUGGGGGACUUCAACGCAGAUGGUCGAUAUCUUUCCAAGAAGAAAAAGGAAUCAAUCCGCAUCUCUUCUGAUCCCUUCUACUGGUUGAUAGAUGACGAUGUUGACACCACGACUAGUAAUUAUAAUGACAACACCUACGACAGGAUUGUGGUGUAUGGGGAAGAAAUGCUGGGUGCCAUUGUUCCUGACUCUGCAAAGUCUUUCAACUUUCAAGUGGAGUUUGGGCUAACAGACGAAAACGCUGGAAACAUCAGUGAUCAUUAUCCUGUGGAGGUGGAGCUGGAGACUGUCCAAAAAGCAGUAAAACCAAAGAAGAAGGCUUUACCGCGAACAAGAAAAAGAUCCCCUAAAGAAAAAGCCCAAAGAAAGUCUUUGUUUAUUUCAACCAACAGGAUCAGAAAAUAUGACCAAGCCAUCAAAAUCCAAGACUUCUGGAGCAAAAAAGAGAAAAGGACAAUCACUUGCAUCCAAGACGCCAACAAAAAGGCGACGUUGAGCCACUUUAAUCAAUCAUUACCAAACUCAUGGUUUAUUAGAUCUUCCUGUAGCCUGUAUUUUUGUGGAAAACUCAAUGUCGAAUAAA
Poeciliopsis prolifica (blackstripe livebearer) is the source of this 865-nucleotide messenger RNA. RefSeq names its product deoxyribonuclease gamma-like. The transcript has 7 exons. Lineage: Eukaryota; Metazoa; Chordata; Actinopteri; Cyprinodontiformes; Poeciliidae. The coding region runs from base 1 to 864 and encodes 287 amino acids. Gene Ontology annotation, biological process: DNA catabolic process. The record is from RefSeq and is a predicted model, not a curated record. Gene Ontology annotation, molecular function: DNA nuclease activity. Gene Ontology annotation, cellular component: nucleus.